GACGUCACAGCGUCGCCUCGCUGCAUGUAAACAAAGCGCCGCGGCUGCUGCGGUUCUGAUGGAGACAAACUGAGAGGAAUCGGAGAGAAUAGUGGAUGAAGUUCGUUCUUUUUGACCCGGAGCCGAUGGCAGUGUAAUGGCAGUGAGAUCAGACUGAACCAGAACCAGAACCAGCAACAUGUCUAUGGAAGACCCGUUCUUCGUCGUCAAAGGGGAGGUUCAGAAGGCAGUGAACGCAGCGCAGAGCCUCCACCACAGAUGGAGCGAGCUGCUGCAGGAAGGGGGCGGGGCCUCCAAGGAGGAAAUGGACUGGACGACCAAUGAGCUGAGGAACAGUCUGCGCUCCAUCGAGUGGGACCUGGAGGACCUGGACGAGACGAUCAGCAUCGUCGAGUCCAACCCAAAGAAGUUCAACCUGGACAUGGCAGAACUGUUGAAGAGGAAAGCCUUCAUCACCAGCACCAGGCAGACGGUCAAGGAAAUGAAAGAAGAGAUGUCGAGUCCAGGUGCGUCUUCAGGGGACAGAAAGAACCACCAGGCUCUUCUCGGUGAGCGCGGUCCUUCAGGUCCGAUCUGGCAGCCCGGAGGUAACAAAUACAGCCGUCUGGACAGCCAGCUGCAGAACGCCAACUCUCAGUGCAUCGAGGAACAGCAGGGCCAGCAGCAGCUGAUUGCAGAGCAGCAGGACGAACAGCUGGAGCUGGUGUCGGGAACAAUCGGAGUCCUGAAGAACAUGUCGGAGAGGAUCGGCAUGGAGCUGGAUGAGCAGUCUGUGAUGCUGGAUGACUUCACUCAUGAGGUGGACAACACUCACUCCAGAUUGGACAAUGUCAUGAAGAAACUGGCUAAGGUGUCGCACAUGACCAGCGAUCGUCGUCAGUGGUGUGCUAUCGGUGUGUUGCUUGGAAUCCUGUUCAUCGUCCUCCUCCUCUUCUUCAUCCUCUGAUUGAUGCCUCCUCCUGUCAGCACUCAUCAAUCUGUCUACUGGAGUCCAGCAGAUCCUACUGGACUCUAUCGGACUCGACUGGACUGUACUGAUCUCUAGAAGACUCCGCCAGUCACUACUGGAUUCAAUUGUACCCUUCUGUACCUCAACCAGACCCAAUUUCACUGAACUGGACUCUCCUGAUCUCUGGAGUCUACCGGACUCUAUCCCACUCCACCUGACAAUCGACUCUGUCGGACUCUAUCGGACUUUACUGGACUCUACAGGCCCCCAUUGGACUCGACUGGACUCUACCUGACUCUACUGUUCUCUAGAAGAUCUCCACCAGACACUACUGGUUUCUAUUGUACCUCUACCAGACCCUAUUUGACUGAACUGGACUCUCCUGAUCUCCAACUUUCUCUACCAGACUCUAUCGGACUCUCCUGAUCUCCAACUUUCUCUACCAAACUCUACCAGACUCUAUCGGACUCUAUCGGACUCUCCUGAUCUCCAGCGGACUCUACCAGACUCUACCGGACUCUAUCUGACUCUAUCUGACUCUAUCUGACUCUAUCUGACUCUACCGGACUCUACCGGACUCUCCUGAUCUCCAGCGGACUCUACCAGACUCUACCGGACUCUAUCUGACUCUAUCGGACUCUACCAGACUCUACCAGACUCUACCGGACUCUACCAGACUCUACCGGACUCUACCAGACUCUACCGGACUCUACCGGACUCUACCAGACUCUACCGGACUCUAUCUGACUCUAUCGGACUCUACCAGACUCUACCAGACUCUACCGGACUCUAUCUGACUCUAUCGGACUCUACCAGACUCUACCAGACUCUACCGGACUCUACCGGACUCUACCGGACUCUAUCUGACUCUAUCGGACUCUACCAGACUCUACCGGACUCUACCGGACUCUACCAGACUCUACCAGACUCUACCAGACUCUACCAGACUCUACCGGACUCUACCAGACUCUAUCUGACUCUAUCUGACUCUACCGGACUCUACCAGACUCUACCAGACUCUACCAGACUCUACCGGACUCUACCAGACUCUACCAGACUCUACCGGACUCUACCAGACUCUACCGGACUCUACCAGACUCUACCACUCUACCAGACUCUACCAGACUCUACCAGACUCUACCAGACUCUACCAGACUCUACCAGACUCUCCUGAUCUCCAACGGACUCUACCAGACUAUACCACACUCCACCGGACUCUAUCGGACUCUCCUGAUCUCGUUGUCUGUCUGUUUUCUGCUGAGUCGACUGAAGGCACUUUUUGGUUCUCUGAAUGUCUGACUGUUAAUCAUGUGGAGGUCAGACCAGGUGGAACCAGGUUUGAUGUGUGUUAAGGAAUCCUGUUUGUUUUAUUUAAGGGCUGAGAUUCCACUCGACUGAAACUCUUUUUUGAAAACCACUUUAAAUCCAUGUUUACUCUACUUUGAAAACCACUUUAACUCCAUAUUUACUCUGUUUAAAACCAGUUUAACUCUACUUUAAUCCAAGCUGGACUUAAUCAUAACUGUUGACUCCAGUAUAUCUAUAUACCUUCAGUGUAACUACUUUAAAGUGUUUAACUCCGCUUGAAUCUUGACAUUAACUCCAGUAUAACUUAAAGAUAAGUGUAUUUCCAACUCAGUAUUUUCUACAUUUAACUCUGUUAUUUUAACUCCAUGUUAACAUCAUUUUAUCUCCGUUUAAUUUCAUUGGUUUGACUCUGGUUCAUUUCAGGUUUAACUCCAGUGCAAUUCACAUUUAAUCAUGUUACCAGAAGAAUUGUAAUCCUGGUUUAACUCCUUUUAAUCAAGGUUCAACUUUCGUCCAACUAUGGUUUUAAUCAGAUUGAAUCCUUAGUUUCAGGUUUAACUCUCGUUGAUUUAAGAUUCAAACCUUGUUUAACUUCAGUUACAAUGUGGUUUAAUUCCAGUUUAUUCUUGAUAUAAUCUUUAACUCCAGUUGAACUCUGGUUGAAUUCAGAUGUAAUCUUGCUUUAAACCCAAAUUAAACUCGGCUCAAUUUCAGGUUAAAUCCUUUUUUAACUUCAGUUACAAUAUGGUUGAAUCCUGGUUUCUAUUGUAACUGUUUAAAAGUACCUUUAAUCCUGUUUUUUAGUUUAGUCUGCGUUUGAAAAAAAGUAAUAACACUAAAACUUUUUGUUUACAGUUUGCGUGUUUUGUUUUACUGACUGAAUCUUUUUAUGUUUAAUGUUUUAUUGUUUUUUGUUGUGUCCCACAUUAUCAGAUUCACGGUACGCACGGUGGUAAUGAACGUGUUUCCUGUUUUAACAAAAUAAAACUGACUGUUGCAAAUAAAGUCUAUAAAUACAAAGAUUA
Molecule: messenger RNA, 3282 nt
Organism: Gymnodraco acuticeps
Lineage: Eukaryota; Metazoa; Chordata; Actinopteri; Perciformes; Bathydraconidae
Gene: stx6
Product: syntaxin 6
Exons: 8
Coding region: 179-946 (255 amino acids)
Biological process (GO): intracellular protein transport; Golgi vesicle transport; vesicle fusion
Cellular component (GO): endomembrane system; SNARE complex; synaptic vesicle membrane
Molecular function (GO): SNARE binding; SNAP receptor activity
Source: RefSeq, a predicted model, not a curated record